Molecule: messenger RNA, 4233 nt
Organism: Saccharomycopsis crataegensis
Lineage: Eukaryota; Fungi; Ascomycota; Saccharomycetes; Ascoideales; Saccharomycopsidaceae
Exons: 1
Coding region: 1-4233 (1410 amino acids)
Source: RefSeq, a predicted model, not a curated record
AUGGAUAAAGGUGACACUAUUCUGUGUCCAGGAGCAGAUAAUAAUCCAAGCAAAGCUACGGAGGGCCAAGGCCAGAAUUCUACUCCUACACCCGUGGGUGUGCCAUCGCCGAGUGAUGGCUCCUUACUCACCCCAACUCUGAUUCAACAGCCUCCUAAAGCUAAAAGAAAAUAUAGGAGAAAGGUCCAUCCAAGUUAUAUCAAUACUAGUGUGCCUACACAAUUUAAUUUUACACUCAACAAUUUUGAAAAUGAUUCAGAGAGCAAAAGAAAAAGAAAGAAAAUUAUAUCGCGAAACCUCGAAGGUAGAAAAGAUAUUGUCUUCUACAAUGACAGGGUCGAGCAUUACAAGGGUAAAAAAAAUUGUGUUUUCAUCAAACUAGAGAACUAUAAGAAUGAAUUCAAGGACUACAGCUAUUGUACUGAUGUUUUUUUGGAGAUAUUUGGAAGCAUAAGCACCCUUUUUGAAAGUGGUAUCAUCGUCUUCCUCAAAAAUAGAAAUAUAAAAUUUCAAAUAGUGUUCCACACAGCAAGAAUUAACAAGCCAGAUUUGACAAGUAUUACCAAGCGAUUAGUGGGACUUUCUCAUAUGACCAACUUGAUUUUGCCAGAGUUGGAAUCUCUAGAUUUGGAUGAAAGAUAUAUCGACCCAGGAGUACUCAUUUGCCCAAAUGUGAAAGAACUAUGUCCCGAAAGUCGUUAUCGUGGUGCUGGAAAUUUUACAAGCGAAUCUUUUCCUCAAUUAAGCCGUCUUAUUUUACAUGAUUCAACAGUCAAUAAUCUUUCAUUGUCGUUUAAAAACUUGAAGGUAUUGGAUAUGAAGGGUUGUUCUUUGGUGGGUAAUUUUUUAUGCUCCACUUGUCCUAUGCUAGAACAAAUUAAUCUCUCUGAUACUGGAAUCAAGUCAUUUGAAUCUUUUUCUUAUUUCCCAGCCCUAAAGGUAUUAAAUUUGGAAAAUGCGAGUUUUAUGGACAGUUUAUCCCUUGGGUUUGUACCUAAGCUUCAAAAUUUGAAUAUUAAACAUUGUAAAAGUUUGAAUAAAAUUGGUUUUUUCAAUGCACCUGAAUUGUUGGAACUUGAAAUGUCGGGUGCCGGUUCUAAUAAAGAAUCAUGUUUGCGGUUGGACCAUUUGGAUGUUCCGAAGUUGCAAAUGCUCAAGGCUCGUGGGGCAGGUAUUAAAUCUCUACCAGCAACUUUAUCGUCAGCAAAACUUAUAGAUUUAAGAUCCACCGCCAAACUUGAAAGUAUUCUGAAUUUUGAUCUUUCGAGUUUGGUUAUCCUUGAUCUACUGUAUAGUUGGUUGGCAUCUCUUGAUAUAAAAGUUUCCCAUAGAUUGAAGGUACUAGGAUUAGAGAGCAACAAUAAUUUGAAAGAACUAGCUAUUGAUUCCUUUGAUAUGCCAUAUUAUAUUGAGUGCACCUUAAGAGAGCUUUUUGAAAAGCAAGGCAUAGAAUAUAGCGCUUAUGAUGUUAAAAGAAUUCUCAAGUCUGUUCCACAUAGUGCAGUGCUAGAAGAUGAGCAACUUAUAUCAGUGAGUGAAGAGUUGUGUACCACGCCCUAUAUUGACAAAACAAUGAGAGAAUUAGGGGUAUCUUCUCCAUCGCUGGGAGAAAAUUGCCACAUUAAUUGUCUUUUGGGGCUCAAAACAUUCGUGUUAAAUUGUCCAGCGUUGUUGAGAAUCAAGCACUUUAGCUUGCCUCAUAUUAAAUCUUUGCGAGUUAUUACUGAAGACUUAACAGAAAUAAUAGGUCUUAGGUGCCCAAAUCUUUAUUUUUUAGAGGUUUACCAAAACAAUUUAGCAAAAGUCGAGAAGCUUUUUGUGCCGAGGCUUGAAGAAUUGGCAUUAUUUGACUCGCCUAUUAAUUCAAUCCAGUUUUUCAACACCGCGAGAAACAACAGUUCAAACAAUCCCCGAAAUGACACAUACAAUAACCCAUUGGCUAGUUUGCGUUCUUUAGAAAUCAGCAGCUUGAGUAAGUUGGAAUCUAUCAAUCUUAAUAAUGUACCCAACUUGAGGAAGAUGAGAGUUGAUGGCUGCCAUAGGUUGAAGAAAAUUACCGGAUGUUCUAUUUUGAAGCGAAUUUCGGUCAUUCGAUGUGAUAUUUUAGAGACCAUUGAUGUUGAUUUGCCUCAUGCUUUUACUAUUGAUCUCUCUUCCUUGCCGUCUUUGAAAAUUCUAGAUGAAAAACUACAAGUUCCGGGCCUUAAAAGUCUACAAAUUAAAGAUUGUGAUUCUUUGAAGUAUGUGGUUUUGCCCAAAGCUGACCAUUUAGUCGAACUUGACUUGUCAUGGUGCAGGUCUUUGUCUUAUUGGUCGUUUGGUACCUCUGUAAUCUCAGAUGCCAACUUUGGCUAUUUGGAUUCCUUGGUAAACCUCCCAAAAGACUUUAGCUUAGCAGGAACCGUAAUGAUCACCAAAUGCAAAAAACUUGAAAAAAUUCAAAGCAACACAGAUAAGGUAAUUAAUCUCGUUAUCAAAUCAUGUUCUCUGUUCUCUGCAAACGGAUUGAUAUUAAAUGAUAUUAAAUCGAUUCUGAUAGAAAACUGUACUUUUCUAGAAAAAAUUCAUCUGUCUAAAGUUUUAAAGAACUUAUCCUCUUUAGCUUUCCGAUCAUGUCCCAAGCUAAUGUCUGUUUCAUUGAAUGCUCCACAGCUUAUGUUGUUGAGUUUGAUUGACUGUGAGACUUUAUCUUCGUUCACUCUUCAGAGUGAUGGCUCUAAUAGUAUACAGCUGAUCAAAAUUACCAACAGUCCAAUAGGGCAAUUAAUUUUACCUAAAACUCCUGAGUCACUAAUUCCAGAACUAAUUCUCGGUGAUACUGAAAUAGGUGUCUUGAAUGUGAUUUCUGUUUGGAAAAUAGGCUAUUUACUUCUUGGGAACAUAUCUCUGUGUAAAAAAGUCGUUGCAUCUCAAUUUAGGAACGUCGAAAAUCUAAGACUCAUGGGCGAUGGAAUUGAGGAAAUUUGUGAAGACUUGGAAAAUUUGAAAUCUUUAACCACGAUCAAUGUGUCUUCGUUGAAGAAAUUGAUGAUUAACCAGGAAACUUCCAAGAAUUUCCGGAUCUUAGAUGUGGAAGGUGGUCAACUUGAAUCGGUUAAUAUCAAAGGGCAGUUUAAAAGCCAUUUCAAGAAAGUCUGCUUCACAGGAGAGCUUCAACUUGACCAGAGAGCACCUUGUGUGAUUCGCUCUAGUGUAUUUGCAUCAAGGCUUUUUGAUAUUAAGAAGAUGUUGAUGGAGAGAAACUAUGUAUUUUGGCCAGUUCUUGUCAAGAUUCUUUGCACACAGUUAAAGUCAGUUACAAAUGUUUAUUUCCGAAGAAAUAUUUUCGAUCACUCUGGAUUUCCUGAACCAAACGUAACUUUUGGCAGUGAUGGCUAUUUAAAGUUCCCUUCAAAUCAGGAUGAUCUAGCCGAUAUUAAGAUGGUUGAAUUCACCACAAGUGGCAGCGCCCCUUUCGAUGAUUCAAACCGUGAAAGAAGCAAUGUCUUUCUAAAUAGGGACGGUGGUAAUUCCUAUUUUGAAACUGAGGAAGACAUGAAGGAGCUCACCCCUAUUUUAAUUCUACUUUUAGACAAGUAUAAAUCUUCCAUUGAUAAUGGAACAUAUUCUAUCUAUCGUGAGGUCCUUUUAGUAUUAUAUUUGUCUCUUAAUAUCCCGCCAUUGAAAAAACAGAUCCUCAAAGAGGUGUUUUACCAGAAAUUUCUAGAUAGUUCCGUAUUGAAGACAUUCAAAAGAUCUGCCAUAACAACAAAUAACAGCCACUAUUGCAUAAAGUUUUUCCAUAAUUUCCAAAAGGUUGUCAUACAUGAAUUAGAAGCGAAGGGUGCCGAAGUUAUUAGGACGAGAGUUAUACGUGAAAAUGGAAAUGUAUCGGAAGCUGAUUUGGCAAAUGUCUUUUUCUAUCUAUCAAGAAAAGCAUUGAAUUUCUUGAGUGAAAAUUUGGAGAACUUGAAUCACCCGCGAUGCCCCAUUUGCUUUGAUAACGAAGAAACUAAUUCUUUCGCAUACUAUAGAGAGUGUGGACAUAGUUGCUGUGAAGAGUGCUUUCAGAAUGUUUCUCGUAAGAAGUGCUUUCUCUGUAGAAGCAAAGUUUCCAGUGGUACUCAGGACAAACUUCGUACCAAUUCUGAAGUUGAUUUAUUCAUAAAAGUGAAAAAAAAUUUCAAAUACUGGACCGAAUUUAAGGAUAUGUCGCGGUCGGUGCUUUCAGCUGCGCAUUUCAAUUCCAGAUAG